Funneliformis mosseae is the source of this 1494-nucleotide messenger RNA. Lineage: Eukaryota; Fungi; Glomeromycota; Glomeromycetes; Glomerales; Glomeraceae. The record is from the annotation of a GenBank genome assembly.
AUGACUUGUCAACAACUUUCUGCAAAAUGCUUAAAUAACGUUCUUGAAUAUUUUGAAAAUGACAAGAUAUCUUUACAUUCAUACUUACUAGUUAAUCAUCUUUGGUGUCAAACGUCAGUUAAAAUUUUAUGGAGAAAUAUUUGGGGCUUUCGAUAUAAUUUACUUUCCAAACCUUACCAGACACAUGUUCCGUCAGCAAUCCUUGGUACUUUAAUUGCUUGCCUACCCGAUGAAUCAAGAGACCUCUUAUACGCAAACGGAAUUUUUAUUCCAACACCUACCUCGAAACCGCCAUUAUUUAAUUAUAUAUCAUUUAGCGAAGUCCUUUCAAUUCGUAAAAUCAAUCAAAUUAUUGACGAAUCUUUAACAAAUCAACGAAUCGACACUUCCCGAAGCUUAAACUACAACAAAUACCUGCUAUCACAAGAAUUAUUAAAGGCUUUUAUGAAUCAUGUUUCAUCCCUAAAAUCCUUGGAUUAUGGUUUAGAAUUAUUAGAAAAAGUUCAAAAUGUACCCUUCAUUUAUUUCCCUGGAGCAAAGGAUUGUUUAACAGAUCUAUCAUUGUUGAUUUGUGAUUCAGAUAUUGGAUCUGAAUUCUUUUAUCAAUUCUCUCAAAUAUGUCGUAAUAUACGAACAUUAAGUAUAAUAUUUAGAAACAACGUUUCAAAGGGGUUAAAAGAAUUAAUCUCAUUACAAAGAAACUUGGAACAUUUAGAAUUAUCCGCCUCCAAUAGCCAAGCUUGGAUUGAAAUUAUACCAGCCUUAGAAAAGCAUUCUAAAACGUUAACAACAUUACAUAUUCAUGGUGAUAUCAUACCCUUGACAUUUAUCAAUUUGUUUAAAAAUUUAAAAGAACUUGUCGUUCCGAAUUCUAAUCAAAUUUUUAAUGAAUUACAAUAUGUUACAAUUCCCAAACUACGGUCCUUGAGAAUCUCUACCUUCUUUGAUCCAGCAUACAUUAUCUUUAGUGAAAUUAUGAGGGAUGAUCUUUUGGUCAAAUUUUUAGAGAACAAUGGAAAGCACCUUAAUGAAUUGUACAUAGAUAGUAUUAACAAAUCAUUAAAAUUAUCCAUUGCACGAUUUUGUCCAAAUCUUAAAAAUCUUUACAUAAUAUUUAAAAAUAAUGAGUUGAAUUUAUUAAAAUCCAUAUUCUAUAAUUGUCAACAUUUAGAAAGUAUUAAAAUUUGGCGUGGUGGAAAUUAUAUCAAUGAAAAAGAAAUGUUGGAGGUCUUUGCAAAACAUUCACCAAAAAGUUUUCAUGAAUUGAAGAUACAUAAUCGUGUACAAUCAGAAUUACUUCCGAGAGAUUUAAGGUCCUUUUUAAAAAGUUGGAGUAAUCGAAUACCGCAAAAACCAUUAACUUUGAUUAUUGAAAAUUAUGAUGAUGAUUAUGGUUUAGAUGUAAAUGAAGAGAAUAUUCAAAUAAUUGAGAAAUUUAAAACUUUGGGAGUUAUUAAGAAGUUUAGGAUCGAAAAGUUUGAUGAAAAGGAUUAG